AGCAUGAAACAGUAGUAUGUCGUUAACCACCGCGACGACCGCCUCGGCAACGAGGUCCACCUACCAUCCGACAUCUUGUCCCUGACUUUCGUCUUUCUCCAUCCACUUGCGUCCUCUGGAAUCCUCCCUUGCGCCCAUUAACGGACGUUCUCGCGUGAUCACCUGCCCCUAUCUGAUCCAACCCCCUAAGAACUCGUACAUCCAAUCCGGUAAUUAACUCGAAUCCUCUUCCGUCCGUUUCUUCGACGUACGUACUCAGCGCGACGGUGGCUUCGAUUAGGAAAAUUGUUAUUUGUGUUGUACAGUGAAACGAGAGGAAGAAGAAGGAAAGCAACAAUCAUGUGCUCGGCGCUGUUGCUAUUGAGAUCCACUAAGCUCGGACGCUUUUCAGCGAGAUUGGCUUCGUCCACCUCGGGACUAAGGAUUCCCGAGCAAGCAGGAAAUCGAGUGGACUUGAGAAGGGAGCUCCAAUCGGCGGAUAACUCUUUGAGAGGCACGACCUUCAGCGAUCGCAGCCAGCUGAAGUACGCGCGUCGUUUGGUGGUGAAGUUGGGCAGCGCUGUUAUCACCAGAGAGGAUGAGCAUGGACUGGCGUUGGGUCGUUUGGCGUCCAUCGUCGAGCAGGUAGCAGAAUGCCAGAACGAAGGUCGCGAAUGCAUUAUGGUGACCAGCGGGGCGGUUGCGUUCGGCAAACAGAAGCUCACGCAAGAGCUGCUGAUGUCUCUGUCGAUGAGGGAGACCCUGAGCCCUGCUGAUCACACCAGAGAACACGCAGGCACUCUUUUGGAACCUAGAGCAGCAGCCGCGGUGGGUCAGUCGGGCCUGAUGUCACUGUACGACGCUAUGUUCGCCCAGUACGGUGUCAAGUUGGCGCAAGUCCUGGUGACCAAGCCCGAUUUCUACAACGAGGAGACUAAGAAGAACCUGUUUAGCACUCUGAGCGAGCUGAUCAGCUUGAACAUCGUGCCCAUCAUCAACACAAACGACGCUGUCUCACCGCCGCCCCACGUGGACGAGGAGGUAGCCGGUGGCGGUGGAAGACGAGGCAUUUCCUUGAAGGACAACGACUCGUUGGCGGCCAUGUUGGCGGCAGAGGUCCAGGCCGAUCUGCUGAUCCUGAUGAGCGACGUGGACGGGAUCUACAACCUGCCACCUUGGCUAGAUGGGGCGAAGAUGCUGCACACCUUCAGCUCCGAUCUGAGGGGCACCAUACAAUUCGGGAAGAAGUCGAAAGUGGGCACCGGUGGCAUGGACGCCAAGGUGAACGCAGCUCUCUGGGCCCUAGAUCGAGGUGUCUCGGUCGUGAUCUGCAACGGAACCCAAGAAAAAGCUAUAAAGAGCAUCCUGUCCGGGAGGAAGAUCGGCACACUGUUCACCGAAACGACUGGCUUUACCACGCCCAUCGAGGUCGUUGCAGAAAACGCUCGAAUCGGCAGCAGAGCUCUUCAGGCUCUCCGGCCGGAGGAGCGUGCAAGUUGCAUAAACGCCUUGGCUGAUCUUCUGGAGACCCGCCAGACGGGGAUCUUGGAGGCGAACGCGAAAGAUAUGGAGGACGCGCAGAAGAACGGCCUGGCGAAACCGCUGUUGUCCCGUCUGUCGCUGACGCCCGCGAAACUGAAAUCCCUGAGCUCCGGGUUGAGGCAGAUCGCUGACGACUCUCUGACGAACGUGGGCCGCGUGAUCAGGAGGACCAAGCUGGCGGACGGUUUGGAGUUGAAGCAGAUCACCGUCCCGAUCGGAGUGUUGCUGGUGAUCUUCGAAUCGAGGCCCGACAGUCUGCCCCAGGUGGCAGCCCUAGCGAUGUCCAGCGCCAACGGGCUUCUGUUAAAGGGUGGCAAGGAAGCCGUCAAUAGCAAUAAGUAUUUAAUGGAGCUCGUGAAGGAGGCGCUGAACACCGUGGGAGCCUCCAACGCGAUAUCCCUGGUCUCGACGAGGGAAGACGUCGGUGACCUGUUGUCGAUGGAGAAGCACAUAGAUCUCAUCAUUCCGCGAGGCAGUUCCGACCUAGUUCGUUCUAUACAGGAGCAAUCGAAGCACAUCCCGGUGCUGGGCCACGCGGAGGGUAUCUGCCACGUCUACGUGGACAAGGAGGCGGACAUAGCGAAGGCUCUGAAGAUCAUCAGGGACUCGAAAUGCGAUUAUCCUGCCGCUUGCAACGCUAUGGAGACUCUUCUGAUCCACGAGUGUCAUAUGAAGAACAACUUCUUCACCGACGUGUGCAAUAUGCUGCAAAAGGAAGGAGUGAAGAUCAAUUCCGGGCCAAAGCUGAGGCAGCUGUUGACGUUUGGUCCACCGGCGGCGAAGAGCAUGAGGACGGAGUACGGCGCCCUGGAGUGCACCAUCGAGGUUGUAACGGACCUGGACGAUGCGAUAAAUCAUAUUCAUAAGUACGGUAGCGGGCACACAGACGUGAUCGUUACGGAGAACGACAGAAGAGCCAGUCAUUUUCAGAGAGAGGUGGACAGUGCGUGCGUGUUUCACAAUGCCAGUACGCGGUUCGCUGAUGGAUACAGAUUCGGUCUUGGAGCGGAGGUCGGAAUUUCCACGGCGAGGAUACACGCGCGGGGACCAGUGGGAGUGGAUGGUCUGCUGACCACCAAAUGGGUAUUGCAAGGCGACGGGCACGCAGCUGCAGAUUUCGCCGAGGGUGGCAGCAGAGUUUGGCUCCAUCAAUCCUUGCCGCUGAACGAGUCCGCAUGAAUCGAUCUCGUCCAGUCGGGUAACACAGAGGAUGUCGGUAUCUUUGCCGCCGCGACAACGAGGAUUCUGUACCGGGGAGCACCGACGGAGAGACAUCGCCUAGAUCCUCUCUCCAGCCUUCGAUCGUUCGUCGUUAGAUGCUCGCGGAUCGUUAAGAAUCUUAUAAAAUAGAUAUACGCUAUUGUUAACACUUUGACGGCCGAUGUCACGUAUACGUGAUCUACUGUAUCAGUCACAAUUUCAUCAUACAUUCAACUUAUUAAGUUUGUUGAUGUUACAUUUAUGAUUCCUAGCAUCUUCGUGGUCUUCCCGUGAUACGUGCGGCCAUUAAAGUGUUGACAAAAUGGUACUUCGUCGUCAGGCUCGAUUAACUUAUUUUUAUAGAAAAAUCCAACGAGGAUAUUACACUUUCAACUCUCUUGUACUAAUGUCUACUUCCUGUUAUGAACGAACCAAAAAAUAAUUCUAUCUUGAGGUAAAUGAAAAUCACUAAAUUUUCAUUAAUUUUCUUGCUCUAGGUUUUUCUUCCUCCUUAAAGAGAAAUUAAGGAAUUUAGUUAAUUAUUGAUUGUAUUUUGAAUAUGAAACAUGGAGAGACACCUACCCGAUUGUCGGGAGAACUUUUUGUUUGUUAAUAAAGUAGAACCACAGGAGGACCUCUUCUGUUCAAACUUAGUCGUCCAAUCUUCUGAACAACUUGUCCAUUGCAAAAAUUUUAAAUGCUUUGUUAACGACAAUGCAAAGAACCGUUUAAUGCAAGUAAACGCUUCGUUUGUAUUUUGGAAUUAAUUCUGAUUAUUAACGCGUAAUAAUAGUUUUCGCGAUCAAGUAAAUGCAAUUAGAUUUCUCAGAAAUGAAACUACAGUCGGAUGGUGUUAGUACAAAGUCCAAUUUUAACCAUUGAAGGCACGACAUAGUGUUCUAAACAUUCAGAAAUUAAAACUAAUAAAUCAAACUUAUAACAAUCGUUGAUGUAUUAAAACUUAUAAAGGGACAGG
Messenger RNA from Colletes gigas, 3697 nucleotides. It is a transcript of the gene P5CS, whose product is annotated as delta-1-pyrroline-5-carboxylate synthase. Gene Ontology annotation, molecular function: glutamate-5-semialdehyde dehydrogenase (NADP+) activity; ATP binding; glutamate 5-kinase activity. Lineage: Eukaryota; Metazoa; Arthropoda; Insecta; Hymenoptera; Colletidae. Gene Ontology annotation, cellular component: mitochondrion; cytoplasm. The record is from RefSeq and is a predicted model, not a curated record. Bases 340 to 2700 code for a protein of 786 amino acids. The transcript has 6 exons.